Molecule: messenger RNA, 3630 nt
Organism: Phragmites australis (common reed)
Lineage: Eukaryota; Viridiplantae; Streptophyta; Magnoliopsida; Poales; Poaceae
Exons: 9
Coding region: 1-3630 (1209 amino acids)
Source: RefSeq, a predicted model, not a curated record
AUGUCUGAAGAUAGGAAAGAAGAGUUUCUUAAAAUAAAGAGUGAAAGGAGAAGGGACCGGAUCAUGCAAAUAGAUGUACAUAAGAAAGAUGAGUUACUUGAAAUUAAGCGUGAGAGGGAAAGGGACAGGUACGCGCAAAUUACUUUAGAUAAGAAAGAUGAGUUGCUUGACAUGAAGUGGGAAUCUUGUAAGCAAAAAAAGGAUGAUUGUUCAAUGUUUAAAGCAGUACUUACAUGUUUCAUUUGUUCAUUGGACGGCCCCAACAUAUACAUCUCAGGUGGUGGAUCCAAGACAUCCACUACACAGCCAGCGCUCAUAGAUCCUAAAGAACGUAAGAGGCGGAGAGAAAGGGAGCGAUACGCGCAAAUGUCUGCAGAAAAAAAAGAAGAAUUACUCAGAAAGAAUCGCGAGCGACGUAAGAAUAAGAAAGAUGGCUCAACAAUUCUCACUGCAGAUUGCCGUGAAACAUCGAAUCCUAUCUCGACAACACCUGGCAUUGCAAGUGUAUGUGGGCAAUCUUGCACCGCAUGGAACAAGGAAAAUGUUGCUCCUGGCGAUGAUACUUUUACAGCUGGUAGUGGCAUUGAAAGUUUCACGAGCAGUGACCAUCGGGGUUCUGGUCUUGAGUCAGACCGUAAACGUCAAAAGGGUCGACAAUGGUACGCGAAAUUGUCAGACGAGCGUAGAGCGGAAUACUUACACAGCCUGCGUAUUAGCCGCCAACAUAAAAACUCUGGUGCACUCGUGGAAAAUGAUCAAGAAGUGGAAUCAAAUACUACUCACAUCACAAUUGGAACGCUUGAUCCAUUGAAUCAUGCUGAUAUUCGACCAGAUCCUGAUAACGAACUAUGUGAUUCGCUUAUUUUUGAACCACUGGAACUACAUUCGUCAGAUGAAGAGAAACUCGAGGCAGUCCAAGAUGUUCCCGAUGAUUUCGAUGAUGAAGAAUGGAGGUUAUAUCGUGGACAAGAUGUUGUUUUUGAAUCAUACGUGGUGGGAGGUCCUGAUAGUGUGGGUAUGCAAGGUUAUGAUCCGUAUGACCGCAUCUACCAAAAUCUUCCAAAGAAGCAUCAUGUUUUAAGGGAAGCCAAAAACUGCCCGUAUUGUGGAGCCAAACGGUUCCAAUAUGAGGGACUUGCUUUUUGUUGUAGGAAAGGGAAGGUUAAAAUCUUCAUUCCAGAUGUACCGGAUGAGUUGCGACGAUUGUAUACGAGCCUUGAUGAUGACGAUGCAAAAUACUUCAGACAACACAUACGAUAUUUCAAUUCUCAUUUCUCCUUUACAAGUCUUGGUGUUACACUUGAUCGUCGAGUCAGCACUGCUGCAGGAACUGGUAUAUAUACAUUCCGUGCACAUGGUCAGCUAUAUCACCGUUUGGACCAGCUGGUACCUGGUGGGAAGGGUCCACGACACCUGCAGCUAUACUUCUAUGAUACUGAUGAGACAAUGGAACACAGAGCUAAGAGGUCUCCUGGUCUUGAUAUCAAUUUGAUCCGGAAGAUUCGGAGGAUACUAGAGCACAACCCCUAUGUGCAGACCUUUCAGAAUGUUGGUUCUGCUCCUAACCUCCAUGAUUAUAGGAUUGAGCUGAACACGGAUAUUGCAUUGGACCAGCGAAGGUACAAUGCCCCCACAGCUUCACAAGUUGCUGCUAUCUGGAUGGAAGGGAAUGAUCCACAAAAAUGUUUCGAUAGAAGUGUUAUAGUGUAUGGAAAAGCCGACAAACCUCGGUAUAUUCGGGCAUACCAUGGGUGCUACGAUCCGUUGGCCUAUCCUUUGUUUUUCCCUGGUGGAGAAACAGGAUGGCAACGUAAGAUGCUUUAUGAAGGCCCUGACCCAGUAGAUUGGCCAAACAAUUAUGAUAACAAUGAUGAUGACAACAGUGACGAGGAAGAUGGUUGUAGCGAGUCCAGCAAACAUGUCAGUGCUAGGGAAUAUUAUUGUUUCAAGUUGCAGAUCAGGCUUGGAGAAUUUAACAUACUGUUACAUGGGCGCCGUCUUUUCCAACAGUGGGUUGUUGACAUAUACAUAAAGAUAGAGUCUAUGAGGCUCGAUUGGUAUUCGAAACCAGAGAAUCAAGCUCUCAUACGUGCAGAUUUGUACCAGGGCAUUAUAGAUACAAUUGCUGCUGGUGAAGUGCGUGCUUCUGAGGUUGGUCUAAGAAUUGUGCUCCCGCGGACUUUUCCUGGAGGAGAUCGAGACGUGCAAGCACGAUUCCUUGACGCAAUGGUUUUAGUGACCCGGUUUGGUAAGCCUGAUUACUUUGUCACAAUGACCUGUAAUCCACAUUGGGAGGAGAUAACAAGGCAACUAUUACCGGGCCAGACACCACAAGAUAGACCAGAAUUGGUUGCGAGAGUAUACCGGGCUAAGCUGCGUGAUUUACACGAUUUUUUGAUCAAGAAGAGUCACUUGGGUGAGGUUGCAUCAUAUGCACAUGUUACAGAGUUUCAGAAGAGAGGUUUGCCACAUGAGCACUUCUUAUUGAUUAUGGCCCCUAACAGUAAGUUAAGCAGUCCUGAUGAUUACGACAAGGUUAUUUCAGCAGAGAUUCCUGAUCCUGUCAAAUACCCUGUAUUGCAUGCUCUGCAAGGAAAAGACUCUUAUCCUAUAUAUAGGAGAAGGGAAGAUGGCCGUCGAGUGGCGACCAGGGGUGCUGUAUUGGAUAAUAGAUGGGUGGUUCCGUACAACCCCACACUGCUUAUGCGGUAUAACUGCCAUAUUAAUGUCGAAGUUUGCUCAAGCAUCAAGGCAGUUAAGUACCUAUACAAAUAUGUCUAUAAAGGUCAUGACCGUGCAUCCUUCUCAGUCGAUCCACCAGAUCAAAAUGGUACAGUAAUCAACGAGAUUCGACAAUACAGGGAUGCAAGGUUCAUAACUCCCCCCGAGGCCGUGUAUCGGAUAUUUGGUUUCCCUUUGUAUGCCGUAUCUCCUUCUGUUUUGCAACUUCAACUGCAUCUGCCAAACAUGCAACUUGUGUCAUACAGAGCUACUGAUAACCUGAAUGAUGUGGUCAACCGGGAGAAAUCUAAGAGGUCGAUGCUUACUGAGUAUUUCAAGAUGAACCUGGUGGAUAGCAAGGCACGUAAAUUGUUAUACAAAGAGUUCCCGGAGCACUUCCGGUGGAUCAAGUCCGACAAGCGCUGGCAGGCAAGGGUAAAGAGGCCGCAGGUUGGGAGAAUUGUGUAUGCAAACCCUGCUGAAGGGGAGAGGUACUAUUUACGUGUGCUCCUCAACCAUGUGAGAGGGACAACUUCAUACGAGAACCUUCGUACUGUACAUGGGAAAACCUGUUCCACCUUCAGAGAAGCGUGCGAGAUGAUAGGGCUCGUAGAGACUGAUAGAUCCCUCGAUGAAUGCUUGGCUGAGUCUACUACAUUCCACAUGCCUUGUGCACUGAGAAGGUUGUUUGCGACAAUUAUUGUAUUCUGUGAGGCGACAAAUAUCCGUGGCUUAUGGGAAAAUCAUUUUGAAGCAAUGUCCCAAGAUUAUCGUCGUACACAUAAUGAUGCAGCAAUGGUUGAGCAACUGGUGCUUAGGGAUAUUAGAAACGUGGUUCAUUCAAUGGGCAAGGAUGUAAGGAAUUAUGGUCUUCCGGAGGUUGACGACUCAGGUGAUGUCCUUGCGUAG